Messenger RNA from Antrostomus carolinensis (chuck-will's-widow), 1897 nucleotides. Its product is annotated as zinc finger CCCH-type antiviral protein 1. The annotation marks the transcript as partial. Lineage: Eukaryota; Metazoa; Chordata; Aves; Caprimulgiformes; Caprimulgidae. The transcript has 13 exons. Gene Ontology annotation, cellular component: nucleus. Gene Ontology annotation, biological process: positive regulation of mRNA catabolic process; positive regulation of type I interferon production; response to virus. The record is from RefSeq and is a predicted model, not a curated record. Gene Ontology annotation, molecular function: RNA binding; metal ion binding; NAD+ poly-ADP-ribosyltransferase activity.
AUCUUGUAAGUACUCGCACAAUAUCACCAAUGCUGAGAACAAAAAAGUUCUGAAGACUCAUGAGUUGUCUGGCCUCGAUGAGAAGGAGCUGAGAGUCCUGCUUCUCCAAAAUGACCCUUUCCUGCUCCCUGAUGUCUGCCAGUUUUACAACAGAAAGAAUGGUAUCUGCAACCAGCAAAACAACUGCAACAAGCUUCAUAUUUGUCGACACUUUCUCCAAGGGGAAUGUAGAUUUUUACCGUGCAAUAGAUCACAUAACCUCUUGGAUACCCAUGCAUUGAGAGUGUUGGAAACUGGAGGCAUUGAUGCAAACAUAGCUUCAAACAUCCAGGCUAUAUCUGAUCACCAGCAUGUGGAAUUCAACAAGGAACUGAAGAAGGGAAAAAUACACGACUACAAACCAAGAGAAAAUUUAUUGAAAAAUCCGGCAGUUAUAAGGAGUAAAGAACCAAAGAUACCUUUGCAAACAGUGGGCUCCACUCUGCAUGUGCCACUUCCAGAAGGUAAAUAUCUAGAUAAGUACCAACUACUUUCAUGUGGAAUCAGCUUUGCUAUUUCCCCUCUUACAACAUGUCUCAGUAGCAGUGUACCUGGUCAGAGCCAACACCAGUUGCCAAGAGGAGCUGGAGGUAAAGGCAAAGAUAAAAAAGACGAUUCCUCUGCUAAAGCUUCAAAGAACAACCAAGAAGAUAAAUGUGAUGACAUAUGCGUGUUCUACGUCUGGAAGUACUGCAAACAUAAAGAUAAAUGCAGAUUUGUUCAUUACCACUUGCCAUAUCGAUGGCAGGUAUAUAAUGGGAUCACCUGGAAUGACCUUUCCAUGAUGGAGGAAAUUGAAAAGGCCUAUUGUGACCCAAAAAACAGCAGAAUAGCAGAUAAGAACAUUGAUUUCCAGACAAUGACCUGCUGUUCUUCUUCACUUCGCCGCCUCUCUACACCAUCAUCAGUCACAAAACCCACAUUUGCAUUGACUACACAGUGGAUUUGGUAUUGGAAGAAUGACCAAGGCCAGUGGGUUGAAUAUGGAGAACAGGUGAGUCCACAUCCUGUGAACUCGCCAUCUUCUGCUACUCUUGAACAGUCGUAUCUAGCAGAUCCAGAUGCCACCAUACUUUUCCAGGCUGGCUUGCAUCAUUACCAGCUCAAUUUUAAAGAAAUGACCCAGACAAACAUCUCUUUUAAAACUCGAAGACGGGUCUGCAGGCGACCAAAGUUCGUGUCUUCUGAAGAUGUGCAGAAGAUAAAGAAAGGCCAGAGGGAUUCUUCUAUUCCAAAUCAAGCCUGUCCUAGCCACUGGGAUCAAUCUGCACUUCCUGACUUGGGAUACAAGGCAGUGGAGAUCAGUAAUACGACUGCUGAAUACAACAAAAUAAAGCAGCUGUUUCAUCAGACUAUGAAAAACUACACUGUUCUUAAAAUACGGAGGAUUCAGAAUCCAUCCCUCUGGAAAGUGUUUCAGUGGCAAAAAGAGCAAAUGAAAAGGGAAAACGGAGGGAAGGAAGUAAAUGAAAAGCUCCUGUUUCACGGAACCAAGAUCAACUUCGUGGAAGCCAUCUGUGUUCACAACUUCGACUGGAGAAUUUGUGGAAGCAAUGGAACUAACUAUGGAAAGGGAUCUUACUUCGCUAGAGAUGCUUCCUAUUCCCAUGCGUACUGUCAGCCGGCGGUGAGGACAAACAUCAUGUUCGUGGCCCGUGUGCUGGUUGGGGAGUAUGUUAAAGGCAACGCAGCCUAUGUUCGCCCCCCGGCAAAGUCUGUUGACGGCCUUCGGUUUUAUGACAGCUGUGUGGACAAUGAGUUAAAUCCCUUAAUUUUUGUUGUCUUUGAAAAAUACCAGAUUUACCCAGAGUAUCUAAUAGAGUAUGCAGAGGAAGAAAAAAAAUGUAUUGUGUCUUAG